Molecule: messenger RNA, 1011 nt
Organism: Adineta steineri
Lineage: Eukaryota; Metazoa; Rotifera; Eurotatoria; Adinetida; Adinetidae
Source: the annotation of a GenBank genome assembly
AUGAAAUCAAGCGAUUUAAUGUGUUUAGUUUGUGGUGCUCCAUCAACUGGCUUUAAUUUUUCCGUUAUAACCUGUAUGUGUUGUAAAGCAUUCUUCCGUCGUAAUGCUUUAUAUGGUUUGGAAUCCUAUCAAUGUCGUUAUCUAGCAGAAAAUUGUACAAUUAAUAUGCGAACACGUCGUGAUUGUUCUUAUUGUCGUUUAAAGAAAUGUUUUGAAGUUGGAAUGAAAAAAGAAUUAAUCUUAACAGAUGAUAUUAAACGAUUAAAACGUGAAAAAAUAACGGCGAAUCGAAAAUUAAAUUCAAUAUUAAUGAAUCGACAACAUUUUUCAAUUGAAAAUGAUUUAACAUAUUUAAAAAAUAUCUCGAAUAUCUAUGAAGAAUAUUGUCGUUCACCAAUAAUGACUUAUGAAAAACGUGAAUAUGAAUUAGUUUGUCAUUUACCAAUAAAAACAAGAAUUAAACAUCAACAUUAUUUUGAAUUUUAUCAAAAACAUAAAACAACAUUAUUUAAUUUUUUUCAACAUUUACCUGAUUUUCAACAAUUUUCAAUUGAUGAACAAAAAGCAUUAUAUUCACAUAAUACAAGAUUUCUACUAAGACUUAAUUCAAUUGAAACAAUGGAUGAUUCCUAUCCAUUAUGGGGUGCAAUUAAUCUUUUACUUGAAAUGAUUUAUGGUAAAUCACUUAUUGAAAGUAUUGAUCUAUGUUUGCAUCAAUUUAAAUAUCGUAUUAAUGAUUCAAGAUGUAUUCAACUGAUAUUAAUUAUUUCACUUUUUUCAACAUCUAUGGGAUAUAAUGGUAAUAUUAGUUCAUUAAUUUUAUAUAAAAUUCAAGAAAAAUAUACGAAUUUAUUGUGGUCUUAUUUAAAAGAACGUUAUGGUGAAUUGAUAGCAUACCAAAAAUUAUCACAAAUAAUUCAUUAUUGUCUUCAUUUACAAACUAUUAAUCAUUUAAUGGAUAUGAAAAUUCAAGAUGUACAGUGGCAAGAGCUUUUAAUAUCAACCCAGUAA